GCUCUCUGACUUCCCUUCCGCGUUAAGAAUGACUCCUGAAUCAAUGGCUUCCAGUAUCCGGGAUUCCAGGUUCUGUAUGUCCUACGAAAAACCAACUUCAGAUGCCGAAUAGCGCGGUCAUCAAUUUUCUCUCUCGCCAACUUCACAUCGGUGACGUAGGUAGAGGUAGUGGUUUUGUCGCAAUCGUGUUCCUGCAUCAAUUUUCAGAGGUUGGAAACAUUCGUCGACGAAACAUGAUCAGGAAUGAGUUCUUCCGACAGUUUGGGUUCCAAAUACGCAGUGGCCAGGAUGGCCGAGGUCAUGAUAUCCAGCAACAAAAUGUUGUACUUGGUCCAGAAGAAGGUUUACGACGCUUCCCUCGAGGUCGAAGCGAUGGAGGAAUUUCCGGCCGUCUGUAGAACUUCGAGCACCUGUUUCGGCCGUGGUGAAAAAAUUGCACUUCAACAAACGCCCACGAGUAGAAGCACGAUUAUACCAACGCCACCGGAUGCCAAAUGCGUCCGAAACAAGAACUUGAAGGAGCUUUACCAGAAGUUGAUGGAAAUCGAGGGUGUUGGCCGAAAUCAGUGGCUAAACGCGUUUUUGUACGUGAGCAGCUACAUGCGAGUCCCUCGUUUUUUGGCCAGAACCGAGUUUGACCAGCCUAAAAAAUUCGUUCAACGACAGACGCUUCUUCUCGACGGUCCUUAUCCUGGGAUGAAAAACGAUUUGAUCGUCACCGAGAAGAAAGCUUCUAACGGCAGAAUUAAUGGAAGGCUUCCAGCGCACGUCGUCGAAUCUAGUCGCCCUUCGAUUUCCGUGAGGAACGUAGAACUCGAAGAGACUUCAUCGACGCCAAAAUCUACUCCAAGAUUCGCUUGCGAUUGUCUCGGACUCGGUAAUUCUUCGCCGGGUUCUUCGGAAAUUGGAAAAAGACGAUUUUUAGUUGACAAGAGACUUGAACAAGGCUUUCAAAAGCAGCUGGAUUAUUGCUUGGUAUAA
Molecule: messenger RNA, 981 nt
Organism: Diprion similis
Lineage: Eukaryota; Metazoa; Arthropoda; Insecta; Hymenoptera; Diprionidae
Exons: 5
Coding region: 244-981 (245 amino acids)
Source: RefSeq, a predicted model, not a curated record